AUGGCGGGAUGCAACAUCGCCAGCGGAGAUGCAUGGUGUGGAGAACGGGGCACGGCGUUCGAGCUAAGAAAGGGAGAUCGCCGCCGCUGCCGGAGGCUCCUCACUUCCAUAGCAAGCUGUGUCUCGACCCAUGGCUAUAACGAGCAAGCCGGCCUGACUGCUGAGAAGCGUGUGAUGGUAAGCGUCCUGGUGUUUUGGUUGUACGAAGCCUUCUGGCUGCGCACGAUAAAGUUGGCUUGGCUCUUGUCCAAGAACCUCUUUCUUUCUCACCUGGUAUCCGGUCUCCUUAUCCUUGCAAGGUCGAUUUUGUUUCUCGAGCACCGGCAAACACCCCGCCGGUUGAUCCAAAGUGGCAUGGCCAUACUUGCUUCUCAGUGA
Pyricularia oryzae 70-15 is the source of this 378-nucleotide messenger RNA. RefSeq lists its product as uncharacterized. Lineage: Eukaryota; Fungi; Ascomycota; Sordariomycetes; Magnaporthales; Pyriculariaceae. The record is from RefSeq and is a predicted model, not a curated record. The transcript has 5 exons. Bases 1 to 378 code for a protein of 125 amino acids.